GUUUGGAGCUUGUGGGUUUCCGUACUUACGGCUUGCAGUGAGUUUUGCGCGUGCGCAUAUCCUAUUGUCGUUGUCAUCCCAAGGGAACUAGCGAUGGAGAGCCAUGAAAGUCAGACUCCAAGGCCCAUGUCCCUGGACAUUGUUGGAGACACAGGAAACAAUCAGAGCGGAGACCCUGCACUCUCAGAAGUGUCCUCUGCUCAACCACCGGAGGUUGUCUUCCAGGAGGAGAACAUCGACCUCGAUGGCGAGGCCUUCAUCACCCCGCAGGACGACAGCUCUUCCGAUAACAUGCUGGACAAGUUGAACGACCAGAUGAUGGAGAGUGUCAUGAUAUCGGACUCGCCCAACAACAGCGAGGACGACACCGGCCACAUGGAGUCUCUGCUGGAGCAGUUUGAGGACGGAGAAGACUCAGAGCCCAAAGAAUCAGAGUGCGCAGAAGAGAUGGAAGAAAAAGCCAUGGUUUCACCUAAAAUAACGGUGGAAGCACCGCCGCCGGCCUUGGAGGACGAGGCGGCAGAUGAGGAACAGCAAGUGUCUGCGAUGGAAAGGGAAGUGGAGUACGCCAAGCCGCCGGAGGACACGCCCAGCCCGAGGAGCACAGAGUUGCAGGAGCCAUUCGAUGCUAACAAGGUAACACCGAAGGAGGAAGCCAUCCCGGUGUGCACUAUCUUCAGCCAAGGGAACCAGCAGAGGGCGCCAGGCCAGGCAUUGGCACCCGAUGGCUUUCAGCCGGCACUGGUUAAGUCACCGAGCUUCAGUAGUGGUGUGGAGGCCUCCAGCCGACUGGCCCCUCUGGUCUGCCAGCCGAGCCCCAGCCUUAGCAAGUUCUUCACCGACAAUGGGCACGUCAACCCUGCCUCGGACUUCUUCGACUCCUUCACCACGUCCUCCUCCUUUAUAUCAGUCAGCAACCCCAACGCGGAGUCCAUGCUGCCGGCCGGUGUCGCCGAGAGCCAGCCCUCGCCUACUGCCGUGUCACCGCCGGCUCCCCACACCACGCCUCAAAAACCCACCACCCCCAGCCUCCUCACCGCUCCCCCUGCCCCCGAAUCGUUGGCCCAGCCGGGCUCCGCUGGGACGACCCUGCAGCCGGCAUUCUCCCAGCUUCAGGCCGUCUUCUCUGGCAGCGACGAUCCGUUUGCCACGGCGCUGAACAUGAGCGAAGCCGACCGCAGGUAUGACGCGUGGCUGCCCUCCGAGGAGACCCGGAAGGUUCUGAUCUCCGUGGCAACUCAGCAGCACAGUCCCGUAUUCGUGGAGCGGGACCGGCUCUCCAUGCCGGGGCUCCGGUUUGAUAACCUGCAGGGAGAUGCUGUGAAGGAUCUAAUGCUGCGGUUCCUGGGGGAACAAGCGUCCCUGAAGAGGCAGGUCUUCACUGCCAGCUCGGUGGAGCAGUCCUUUGCUGGACUCCAGCAGCUGAUCAGCACCAAGAACUGGAGGGCGGCUGUGGAUCUGACAGGCCGCUUGCUGACGGCACAUGGCCAGGGCUAUGGCAAGAGCGGCCAGCCCACCACCCACACCGCCGACUCCUUGCAGCUGUGGUUCGUACGCCUGGCUCUGCUCACGAAGCUCGGACUGUUCCAGAACGCUGAGCUGGAAUUUGAGGCCUUUGGCAACCUGGACCAGCCGGACCUGUACUACGAGUACUACCCCACAGCCUAUCCUGGGCGCAGAGGUUCCGUGGUGCCCUUUUCCAUGCGGGUCCUGCAUGCCGACCUUCCCCAGUACCUCGGCAAGCCGCAGGAGUCGCUGGACCGGCUGCACAGCAUGAAGACAGUGUGCCAGCGGAUUUUGGACAACUUGGAGCAGGGCACAGCUGAGGACGGUAGCAUGAUCAGCGUGACUCAGGAGAACAGGCAAGCCUCUAUUCAGCUGUGGAGGUCACGUCUCACACGCAGCAUGUGUUCCUGCCUCAACUCUAUAUCCACCCCCCAGGACUAUGUGCUGGCUGUAGAGAUGUACAACUCCAUCGUCCAGCACGAGCCUGAACGGAAAGCGCAGCUACUCAGUGGCAUUGGGCGGAUAUUCCUGCAGAUUGGAGACAUCAAAACUGCAGAGAAGUACUUCCAGGAAGUGGAGAAGGCAUGUCAGGCCAAGGGGGACGGCCAAAACCCGGACACCUACGUCCUAAUGAACAGGGCAUUCGUACACCUCAGUCAGAACAGUUACUCCGAGGCCCAUGUGUCUUUUUCUGAAGUUCUCAAAAUCGACCCCAAAAACCCAGUGGCGAACAACAACGCGGCGGUGUGCCUGCUGUACCUGGGCAGGCUGAAGGAGUCUCUAGGCCAACUGGAGGGUCUGGUGCAGCGGGAUCCGACACUCUACCUGCACGAGAGCGUGCUCUUCAACCUCACCACCAUGUACGAGUUGGAGUCGUCGCGCAGCACACAGAAGAAACAGGCGCUCCUGGAGGCGGUGGCCUGCCGCGAGGGUGACAGCUUCAACGCGCAGUGUCUCAAGCUGGUCUCCAGCUAGUCGCCCCCCCAUCCCCAAAACAUUCACCGCUGCUGCAUUAAUACACAGCAACCCAAACUGGAAGGUGUACAGUAAUCCUGGAAUACCAGCCCACCGCCCAGUCCGGCUAAUUUCACGUAAGCACAUUGUGGCAUCCAUCCAGUUGCGUUUCCUUUGGAAUUCCCCCAUCCUGGUGGGUGGGGGGGCUUUUAAAUAAGCGAUGAAUGCCACUUGGCGUUGGCCCCCAUAAAAACGGAAUGUAAUAUACAUUAUUAAUCCACACCUGUAAAUAUUUAACUUUAAAAGGAUCACUAAAAUCUUCCUCAGGCAUCCUAUCUUUUUCUCAUUGUAAAGUUUCUGUGAUUUUUCGGUUAUACAUACUGUGUUGGUUGUGGACUAUGGAGAACAAAUGGAAUGCUAUCAAUCCAAAUAUACUUUUACUGGUGUUCAAACUAA
This is a messenger RNA of Paramormyrops kingsleyae, 2916 nucleotides long. NCBI's taxonomy places the organism in Eukaryota, Metazoa, Chordata, Actinopteri, Osteoglossiformes, Mormyridae. The record is from RefSeq and is a predicted model, not a curated record.